GGAAUAGUAAGUACUAAUUUAGCCAACUUGCUAUUUCUACAAAAAGAUACAUGUACCGUUAAUGCGAAAGAUAAGAUUAAGAAUAAAUUGGCACGUGUCAACAAACCAAAACCAUGCCAUUUCAAAUGUUUUACAUUUAUUGCUUGAAUCUUAUCGAGGGAAAGUCCUACUAUUUAUACACACUUCGUCUUGUUCUCACAGGUCAACAGUGUUCCUAAACCAUGAAGCCCUCUUUCUUUCACUCUUCUCUCUCUCUCCUCUUCUCCAUCCUUUUCCAGACCCUAAUUCCACAGCCAGCCUCAGCUCUCCCUCUCUCAACGUCAGGCCGAUGGAUCGUGGAUGAGAUCACGGGUCAACGGGUGAAGCUUGCAUGCGUCAACUGGGCGUCUCAUUUGGAAACUAUGGUGGCAGAGGGGCUCGACAAGAGGCCAUUGGAUGAAAUAUCAAAGACCAUCGGUUCGAUGAGGUUCAACUGUGUCCGGCUAACAUGGCCAACCUACCUAGUCGCUGAUUCCUCCGUGGAACCAUCCGGUUCCAUCACCGUCCAUGAGUCACUUCGACGGCUUGGCCUUAAUGCGUCCAUCAUCGGAAUAUACACAUACAAUAAUUGGAUACUGGAUCAAACACUUAUCCAAGCGUUCAAGGCUGUAGUGUCGAACCUAGGAAGCAACCAUAUAAUGGUGAUACUCGACAAUCACAUAACCAAGCCAGGCUGGUGUUGCAACUACCAUGAUGGCGAUGGCUUCUUCGGGGAUGAAUUCUUCAACCCUAAAGACUGGAUCUCAGGGCUGACUAAAAUGGCAGAAAUGUUCAAAGAAGACUACAAUGUAGUUGGCAUGAGCCUAAGAAAUGAGCUCAGAGGUCCAAGACAAAAUGUUCCAGACUGGUAUAAGUAUAUGCAAAUGGGGGCCGAGGCAGUGCACAAGGCAAAUCCCAAUGUUCUUGUGAUACUUUCAGGACUUGACUUUGACACAGACCUCAGUUUCCUCUCGAAUAAAAAAAUCGAGCUGUCAUUUACCACCAAGGAGGUCUAUGAGAUGCAUUGGUACAGUUUCACCAAUGGUGACACCUGGAAUUUGAAUGCCAAUGAUGCUUGUAGUUCUGUAAUUUCCAGCGUGAUGAGCAGAGCAGGAUUCUUAUUAAGUCAUGGAUGGCCCUUGUUUAUGAGCGAGUGGGGAAUCGAUCAAAGGGGAGAGAACAAUAAUGACAACCGAUACUUGGGAUGUUUUCUGGCUACCGCAGCUGCACUUGAUGUUGACUGGGGACUUUGGGCUUUGCAAGGAAGUUAUUAUCUUAGAGAAGGCAUAGUCGAUGCUGAGGAGUUCUAUGGUGUUUUCAGUUUAAACUGGGAGAGAAAAAGGAAUCAAACCUUCUUAGACAGGAUUGCUUCUCUGAGGUCUCCCUUCCAAGGUCCAGGUCUCAACCACGCACUUCACACUAUACUCUACCAUCCAACAUCUGGAAUGUGUGUAAACCCGACUGAGUCAUCAGAGUUGAGUUUAGGGUCCUGUGACUCAGCGAAAGGCUGGAGGUACACGAAGGAGAAAUUGAUCCAACUUCAAGGAACAAACUUAUUCGCGAGAGAUUUUGGUCCAGGUUACAACGUGACACUCUCAGACUACAGCCCUGACACUACUAUGAAAUGGGAUCUUAUAUCCGCCACCAGAAUGCACAUUUCCUCGAUGAAUGAGACUGAUUUGUGCCUAGAUGUUGGUAGAGACGGCUAUACUCUCAUGACAUAUCAAUGCUGUCUUGGUGAAGCCGACCAAGAUUGUGAUCCUGAGGGUCAAUGGUUCAAGAUGGUGUCCAGUAAUAGACCAGUGUUGCAAUAUGUAUUAUAUUAGUUCUUGGAGUGAAUGUAGAGGAUAUUGAAUGGGAAAUACUUGGUGGAUGGAAAUUUAAAUCAAUCAAAAUAGAAAAGCUUAAGAUACUGGGGUAUGUAUGACAAU
Asparagus officinalis (garden asparagus) is the source of this 1949-nucleotide messenger RNA. RefSeq lists its product as uncharacterized. The record is from RefSeq and is a predicted model, not a curated record. The transcript is spliced from 3 exons. Gene Ontology annotation, molecular function: hydrolase activity, hydrolyzing O-glycosyl compounds. The coding region runs from base 222 to 1844 and encodes 540 amino acids. NCBI's taxonomy places the organism in Eukaryota, Viridiplantae, Streptophyta, Magnoliopsida, Asparagales, Asparagaceae.